AUGUUCAAGCCAUUCAAUGACGCAAUCGUUUCAAGUCCCUCCUUCAUCACUACAGUUUCCCAUGACGAGUUGUACAGUCAUUUGACAAGCAGCCUUUCAACUCUCGAUACCUCAGCUAUCAUUACUGCCACAUCAGCUCCAUCUACUUCUCUCUGCCUCUGUCCCUAUCCCAACGCUGGACCACCAUUUUCCCUUCCUUUGCUUCCACUUCAAUUCCCAUUCUGUUGCCGUUCACCUUCUGCACCACUCAUUAGCUCUCCCACGCCUCAGUCCUAUCGUCUCGAUACCCUUCCUACGGCGAGUCUGGCGUCGGCAAUAAUAGCAGCGGAGGUAAAGGAGCAUCAGCAGUCGGCUUUAGCGUCCCAUUUGACCGGAAAACGAAAAUUCAAGAGCGGUAGCGAUACGACAGAAGGGCAGAUGGUAGCUGGCGGGGAUCCCAAGCGCUACCGUACAUCUUACUCGCCAUACCAGAGCAGGAUACUGGAAGAGGUAUUUCAGACUGAGCGCUACAUUUCACGACCCCAGAGGGCUCAGCUAGCGACUCAACUACAGCUGCCGGAGAAUACGAUUAAGGUGGAUGUCACGAUUUAUAAAUUGUACCGUGAGCAGGCAGUAUUCAAAUAG
Molecule: messenger RNA, 624 nt
Organism: Hydatigera taeniaeformis
Lineage: Eukaryota; Metazoa; Platyhelminthes; Cestoda; Cyclophyllidea; Taeniidae
Source: the annotation of a GenBank genome assembly